CCCUCUACACUCUCCGCCCCAGGCUCAUCUCGGCCUCUUCCAUCUUCGGUUCCAUCAUGGCUUCUUUGGCGCGAUUCUCAAAGAAUUUUCUUGCUCGAUCCUCUAUUGGAGUACGAACUGUCCUCUCUCCUUUAUCAGGAGCGAACGGGCAAUGCCGAAAAUAUUCAACCCCGGCGGGUAAAAUCAAAGUCGCUGGCCCUGUAGUGGAGCUUGACGGAGAUGAAAUGACCAGAAUCAUUUGGCAAAUGAUAAAGAAUAAGCUUAUCAGUCCUUAUCUGGACCUCGACAUUAAGUACUUUGACCUUGGCCUAGAGCACAGAGACGCAACCAACGAUAAGGUAACUGUUGAGGCAGCUGAGGCGAUCAGGAAGCACCAUGUUGGCAUCAAGUGCGCCACCAUCACCCCAGAUGAGGCCCGUGUCGAAGAAUUCAAACUGAAGAAGAUGUGGAAGAGCCCAAACGGCACCAUCCGUAACAUCCUAGGAGGCACAGUAUUCCGUGCGCCAAUCAUCUGCAAGACCGUUCCUAGGCUUGUACCAGGGUGGGAGAAGCCAAUAGUCAUCGGCCGUCAUGCCUUUGGUGACCAAUACCGUGCCAGAGAUUUUGCUGUUAAUGGCCCUGGAUCUUUUGAGAUCUCAUUCACCCCUGAGUCUGGCGGGAAACUGACGACUGAGGUGUUUGAGUUUACCGGGACAGGCGGAGUCAUGAUGGGAAUGUACAACACAGAUGAGGCAAUCCGUGAUUUUGCUCACAGCUGUAUGCAGUAUGCCAUCCAUAAACAAGUUCCACUCUACAUGAGUACAAAGAAUACCAUUCUGAAGAAGUAUGAUGGCAGAUUCAAGGACAUUUUCCAGGAUAUAUAUGAAAGAGAGUACGAGAGUCAAUUCAAGGAACUAGGCAUCUGGUACGAGCAUAGGCUGAUUGAUGAUAUGGUUGCCUAUGCCCUGAAGUCUGAGGGUGGCUUUGUGUGGGCUGCCAAGAACUACGAUGGCGAUGUGCAGUCCGACACCCUGGCCCAAGGAUUCGGCUCACUGGGUUUGAUGACAAGUGUACUGGUUUGCCCAGACGGUAAGACCAUUGAGUCAGAAGCUGCACAUGGAACAGUCACCAGGCACUACCGAGAGCACCAGAAGGGCAAUGAGACAAGCACCAACCCUAUUGCCAGCAUAUUUGCCUGGACGCAAGGUUUGUCACACAGGGCAAAACUUGAUGGCAACCCUGAACUAAAAAAGUUCUGCAAAGCCUUAGAGAAAGCAUGUGUCGACACAGUUGACCAGGGGAAGAUGACUAAAGAUCUUGCUGCGUGCAUCUAUGGCCUUGCUAAUGUGAAGAGAGACCAGUACCUUUCUACGGUGGAGUACUUUGAUGCUGUUGUAGAAAACCUUGAGAAGCUUCGCCAGUAGAUACACCUCCCUAAUAUAUUGCAUUCCUUAGUAUCAUAGAUAGGUUUUUGUACCAGCAAGCCUGGUGGGGUACUGCAUUCAAAAUUAUAAUUGAAAAAAAAAAUAAUUGGCUUGAAUGAUAGUUCCCUACAUGAAAUACAACAGAGAGAGUUGGUAGCUGGAGUGAUAAACAUUUUAUACCUAAACAGUGUGAGUAAUUAUACCAUGAACAAGCAGUGUGAAUUAACUUUGCCCCUAGGCACCCCUAUAGCACCCAUCCAUACUCCUCUAAGAAGUCCAGUUUUAUAAUGUAUGAUAUGAUUGUGAAGACGUGUGCAUAGUAGGGGGAGAGUAUUUAAAAUACUGCUGUCUUAUAGUGCUACGUGUCAAUGAAAUGAAUGAGUCAAAUAAAAAUGAGAUUCAUUGAA
Messenger RNA from Nematostella vectensis (starlet sea anemone), 1810 nucleotides. Its product is annotated as cytosolic isocitrate dehydrogenase [NADP]. Gene Ontology annotation, molecular function: isocitrate dehydrogenase (NADP+) activity; NAD binding; magnesium ion binding. The record is from RefSeq and is a predicted model, not a curated record. The coding region runs from base 57 to 1403 and encodes 448 amino acids. Gene Ontology annotation, cellular component: mitochondrion; cytosol; peroxisome. Lineage: Eukaryota; Metazoa; Cnidaria; Anthozoa; Actiniaria; Edwardsiidae. Gene Ontology annotation, biological process: isocitrate metabolic process. The transcript has 11 exons.